AUGCAUGUGGCCACAUUCUUGGUGGUGCUAUCCCUGCUAAUGGAUAUAUAUAUAUAUUUAAGUGGCGUUGGUUUAAGACAUCCGGUUAUUACCCUACAGGUCUCAUUAAGGGCCGUGUCAACAUGUUUUGUACGUUUAGAUUGGUUCCAUACUGGGCUAGCAUACUCACCAGCGGAGAAACAAAGUGCUAGUCCAGUAGUACGGAUUGUGUUUGGAGUUGCACCUCACUUGCUACCUGCUAGUUUCCGUAUAGAUAUGAUAUUCCUAUCAUAG
This is a messenger RNA of Macrosiphum euphorbiae (potato aphid), 273 nucleotides long. Lineage: Eukaryota; Metazoa; Arthropoda; Insecta; Hemiptera; Aphididae. The record is from the annotation of a GenBank genome assembly.